Molecule: messenger RNA, 1898 nt
Organism: Eptesicus fuscus (big brown bat)
Lineage: Eukaryota; Metazoa; Chordata; Mammalia; Chiroptera; Vespertilionidae
Gene: RNF25
Product: ring finger protein 25
Exons: 10
Coding region: 59-1483 (474 amino acids)
Biological process (GO): protein ubiquitination
Cellular component (GO): nucleus
Molecular function (GO): protein binding; ubiquitin protein ligase activity
Source: RefSeq, a predicted model, not a curated record
UUUCUGCCUCCGAGUAACCCCAGAGUAUUUCCGGUUCCGGCUGUGGGCCGGAGGAGACAUGGCGACAUCUUCGUCGGCAGCUGCCGGGGAGGAGGACUGGGUCCUUCCCUCAGAAAUCGAGGUGUUAGAAUCUAUCUAUCUGGAUGAACUACAAGUGAUUAAAGGAAAUGGCAGCCCCUGCCCAGUCACAUCCCAGGUCUCCACUUCAUCCACCUACAGAUCUUCGCCAUGGGAGGUCUACAUCACCCUGCACCCUGCCACGGCAGAAGACCAGGAUUCACAGUAUGUCUGCUUCACUCUGGUGCUUCAGGUCCCAGCACAGUAUCCCAAUGAGGUGCCACAGAUCUCUAUUCGUAACCCCCGAGGACUCUCAGAUGAACAGAUCCACAAGAUUUCACAGGCACUGGGCCAUGUGGCCAAGGCUGGGCUGGGUACUGCCAUGCUCUAUGAACUCAUCGAGAAAGGGAAGGAAAUUCUCACAGAUAACAACAUCCCACAUGGCCAGUGCGUCAUCUGCCUCUAUGGUUUCCAGGAGAACGAGGCCUUUACGAAAACACCCUGUUACCACUAUUUCCACUGCCACUGCCUUGCUCGGUACAUCCAGCACAUGGAGCAUGAGCUGCAGGCUCAAGGACAGGAGCAGGAACAGGAACGGCAGCAUGCCGCAACCAAACAGAAGGCUGUUGGUGUGCAGUGUCCAGUGUGCAGAGAGCCCCUCGUGUAUGAUCUUGCCUCACUAAAAGCAGCCCCUGAACCCCAACAGCCCAUGGAGCUGUACAAGCCCAAUGCAGAAAGCUUGCGCCAACAAGAAGAGCUCAGGCGGCUCUACCAGAGGCAGCAAGAGAGGGGGGGCAUCAUUGACCUAGAGGCUGAACGUAACCGGUAUUUUAUCAGCCUCCAGCAGCCACCUGCCCAUUUGGAACCUGAGUCAGCUGUAGAUGCCUCCAGAGGAUCCCAACCACUCGGUGCCCUUGCCACAGAACUGUCUCCUUCAUCAACUGCACAACCUACCCAGUCAGCUCCUCUGCCUGUGGCUUCCCAGUAUAUGUGCGAGAAGAUUCCAGGGACUGGGCCAAAUCAGCAAAGGUUGAGUGAGACGCAGAAAACUAUCCUGGAUACCCCCCGGGCCAACCGAGGCCUCUGGAGACAGCCUGAACGGAGGCACCUAAAGGGAGAAUAUAAUGCCCACAAAGGUACCAAUGACACCCAAGAACUGCCACCUCUUGAGGGGCCCCCCAAGGAGCCCGUGGACGUAAAGCCAGAAGAACCCUGUAACCAAGGGGUUGGAGGUCCUUCCCAAGAGAAUGGACCUGGCAACUGUCAGGGUCCCCCGCCCCGCAGAACUCGGGACUAUGCUCGCUGGGAGCGUUCCAAGAGUCGGACACCAGGUUCUUCCUAUCCCCGCCUGCCUCGGGGUCGGGGAACCUACCCAUCUGGUACUCGAAGGGAGCCCUUGAGCCUGGAAUCGGAGGAUGGUUCCUAGCAGUACUGUGGUGGGGCAGGGAAAUAAGGGGUGGAGGGGGGCAAUAAAGAGAUUUGGCCUUGUUUGGCUUUCUUUGCUCAGUAGCACCAAGCCUGUGAAGUAUGGCUGUCUUCCUAAAUUCCUAGCAAGGCUGGAGUGUGCCAGAGUAGCCUCAACUUUGCCCUGAGAUCUGUUAUCCCAUAAGAUCAGGUCUAGGUCAGAAAGGCCUAGUAGUGGGUUUCAGGGAAAACUAGUGGAUGCCAAAAUUUAAGCAGUCUGCAGGAAGCACCCUGCCCUGUAACCCACAUUUUAUUUAUGUAUACUAGCAUUCCCGUUGCAGGAAAAAUCCUGCAAUAGGAUUUCCUGCUGCACUCUAUCCCGCCUCCAUUCCUCCCUUGCCGCCCGCCCCGCCUUCUCCUCCAGCCCACCCGAGUUU